AUGUCUCUGCAUUCGCUCCACUACCGAGGCCCCGGGCCCCGAGCCAGUCCCACGGAGCGCCUCAGCAUCGUCUGCGGGCGGAGCGGAGAGUACAGCACUAGUUCAGGGCACAAGACGCUGUGGUCAGCCGGACAGCGGCCGGGCCUCACAUACAGUACGUACGGGAUCACAGGGCUACAGGCCUACAGUGGAACAGUCACGGACCUUUACGCAGGGCCUCUCCAAACCAGUGACUCAACAACAAAGCGACGGAUGUGCGCCUCACGGCCGCAGGCAGGCUCUGAGCCUCUGCGGGGCUGUGUGGAGGCUGUUAGGUCAGAGAAGGUCCAGAGGAAGUCCAGAGGAAGUCCAGAGGAAGUCCAGAGCCUCCGCAGAGUUCAGUCUACAGCUCAAAAAGCGGCUCCGGACCGUUCUCAGAAAGAGGAAGGAGAGGCCGUGGACAGAAUUGACUGUAGGCUACUUCUGCGCAUGCGCCCGGGUCACACUGUGUUUGGGGAUCUGUAA
Knipowitschia caucasica is the source of this 504-nucleotide messenger RNA. NCBI's taxonomy places the organism in Eukaryota, Metazoa, Chordata, Actinopteri, Gobiiformes, Gobiidae. The record is from the annotation of a GenBank genome assembly.